Spodoptera frugiperda (fall armyworm) is the source of this 4037-nucleotide messenger RNA. Its product is annotated as queuine tRNA-ribosyltransferase accessory subunit 2. The transcript is spliced from 7 exons. The record is from RefSeq and is a predicted model, not a curated record. Gene Ontology annotation, molecular function: tRNA-guanosine(34) queuine transglycosylase activity. The coding region runs from base 115 to 1431 and encodes 438 amino acids. Lineage: Eukaryota; Metazoa; Arthropoda; Insecta; Lepidoptera; Noctuidae.
AAGUCGGCAACCUUCAAAUUUCAACUUUGAGGUUAACAUAACAGCACGAAGCGCGUAAAUAAUUUGUAAAUAAAGUUACCAAGAUUAUUGAAUAAUCUUAAAAAAUCCUUCAAAAUGCGUUUUUCUAUUAAACAUGCAACUCUCGGUAGUGAGCGUAUUGGUACAUUAACAGGAUUUGUGAAAUCUCCGGGCACUGUUAUUGAAACUCCGACGGCAGCUCUAUUUACUCAGGGAGGCAGUGUACUGCAUCUAACUGCAGAAGUGUUAGCCAAAGUAUUUUCAACUCCGCAAUUGUUAUGGGUGCCUGUUUCAAACUCUUUACAACUAGAAGCUGGCAUGAAGGCUCAAGGGGAAGGUGUGGCUAAGUUUGCUGGACUACCAGAACACCUAACUUGUGUGGCUCCACACAACAUGAGUGAAGUAACUCCUUCUGGACAUUUUGAACUUGAUAGAGUACCUCUAUGGACCAAGAAUGGGAAGAAAAUGGUUAAUGCGGACAGAUAUAUGGAUUUGAUGGAAGUAUACAAACCAGAAAUAAUUUUGGCGAUUGCAGAUGGCCGGACAGCACUUAAUGAGGGUUAUAAGAGAAUCAUGAAGUCCCUGGAUAGAAGCUGUAACAUGCUGGAUACUUGUGUGUAUCGAUAUAAGGCCUCAAAGCAGCUUCGACAUAGUGCCCUAAUUGGUGUAGUAGUAGCCACAGGAAUGCCAAAGAAAUCUAAUGAAAGCAUAGAACAUGUACUGAAAUACAAAGAUGAUCUUACCGGAGUUGCUUUAGCUGGUGUAACUGAUGCAACAGAUGAAUCAAACAAAUUAGCCUUGGAGAAGAUAGAAAGUAUUUUUAAAACAGUUAGUGAUAAAUUACCAAAAGACUUAUUACGAGUAGUAGAAGGCUGUUGGAACCCAGCAGUCAUAGUAGCAGCGAUAGAGCAAGGAUGGGACCUGUUCGAUGGGUCCUACCCCACGAAACUGAGCAACGCGGGCCAAGCAUUGGCGCUGAACUUCGAUACGAGUCGACAAACUACAGAGCCAUGUAUCUUAGAUCUGAAUGACGAAAGGUAUAUAGAAGAUUUUACUCCAGUAUUAGAAGGGUGUGAUUGUUUAACCUGUAAGAAACAUACAAAGGCGUAUAUCCGCCAUCUUCUGAAUACAAGGGAGAUGCUUUCUUCAGUUUUAUUGAGCAUUCACAACCUUCACCACUUCGAUCAGCUGUUUGUCCACGCCCGGCAGCAUAUCGCAGCGAACACAUUCCAAACAUACAAAGCCCACAUAACCAAACAAUACGAAGCAUACAAACUACCUCAAACAACCAAUGGUUUAACCGACAUCAAAGAAAGUGAUAUUAAAAUGAACGGUACUGCGAACAUUAAGAAAAGAUUGCGCGUGAGUGACGAUGAGAUUACUAGUCCAGUAGUUAAUGGUAGUGUAUAUUAGCAUUUUGUUAGAAUAAAUUAGUUCUAGAACAUUCGACGUAGUACCUCGUUUUUCCAGUGUAAUUACACACCCGUGUGUUUUUAAUGGCCCGCGAAUAUGAUUAUGCGAUAAUUAAAAUAAUACUUUGUAAUGAAACGAAAUUACAGACUAUUUUUAAAUGAAUAACAUUUUGAUUAAUUAUACAAUUUUAUUUGUUUGUUUAAGUCAAUUAUUUUCGUUUUUUAAGCGCUAAAAAUGCACGGUUUUUGCUUUGUUACUAUUAAAUAUCAUGAUUGAUGAUUUUGAAUGACGUCAUUUUUUAAUCAUGUUACUCAAAAGGGAUGUUGGGUCUGUCAAAAACGUUUGAUACACACCUAUACUAAAACUACUGCAUUUAUAAAAGUUUUUAAUCAAAGGACCAUUUUUCUAACAUUGAAUUUUGACUGAAACAACAUCCCUUUUCUACAAAACAAGGUAAUAAUAAUUAUUAUUUCAAUAAUACUGCUUCAUUGGUGGUCGCAAAUGCGACUGCGGACAAGGGGUCUCGGGUUCGAUUCCUGGGUCGGGUAAAGUAUUACUGGGCUUUUUUUUUUUAGGUUUUCGAAAAUUUCUCAGUAGUAUCACGGAGUUUGGAAUUGUGCCCUGUAUAUGGCAAUAGGUUCACUCCCUAUUACAUGGGACUUAUAACACAAAUGGUGAAAAUUAGGUGUACAUUGUAUAGCGGCAUUACGUGCCGUAAUGUGCACCUCUGCUUACCCCUUCUGGGAUAAAAAGUGUGACGUUGCAUAUAUAUUUUAAUAAUAAUAAUAAUGUAGUAUAAAUCUGUAACCCUAGUUAGCAAAUAAGACUAGUACGUUAUACGAAUUUGAAGUUGUGAUUUAAGUUAUUAGUUAUUUAAUUUUAUUUUAAACAAUGUGAUGCACAACCAAAAACUAACAGAUUAAUUGUGAUCUUACAACAAUGUUGGCUUUAAAAUCUUAUUUUCCUUUUUCGUUGAAAAAAAAAAUCAUUUUUUGUGAUUGUUCUUCAUCGAUUUUGGUUAUUUAGUAUGUGAUUAUUUUUUCCUAUAAGGGGCCAUCCAUAAAUUGCGUCACACAAAUUUCAUGAUUUUUGACCCCCUUCCCCGUCCUUGUCACAUUUGUGAGACCUCUCCCUCCCUAGUGUGAUGUCUUAUUUCAUAAUUUUAUAUCUAGUAUUUUUUGAGUUUUUCGAUAGUAGUUCCAAGUUCAUGUUAACAGUUAGAUUAUAAUAAUUGAAAUGUGACGUCAAGAAAUUUAAUACCCCCUCCCGCCCCCUUGUCACAUAAAGUCACACUUCGUCAAUCCCCUUCCCCCCUUAACGUGUGACGUCUUUAAUGGAUGGCCCCUAAUGGUAUUGUUUGUAUAUCUCGGUCCUUGGGAUUUUUGCUUUGUUUUCGUUGAUAAUUAAAGGAUUUAGUCUUAAGGAAGUCCCUAACAAGUGAUUAUGCCUCGAUAGUAAUACGGAACUAAUAUUCAUCAUAAGAUAUAGUGCAUUAUGCUUAUCAUAGCCUUGGUAUAUUGAUUGCAAAAGAUAUAAAAUUGAUAUGAACGUUGAUAGUAAUUGACAAACUGAUUGCAAAUGUACCUGCUCAAGUAUUUACUAAACAUAUAGUACAAUGUAUUCACAACGCAAUUAUGUAUUCAAACUAAUCAUUGUCUACUUCUAUAGUUGAAUUUUCCUAAGAAUUAGGUACUUAAAAUAGUUAUGUUAAUUCUAGUUUUAUACGAUUUUUUUUUUGUUUUCCGUAUAGCCUCGGUAGUUUUAAGGUUGAUUGUUGCUUGGCAAUUUCGUGUUAGACGUUAGUUAGACAGUUUACUUAGGUACCCUAUAUUGGCAUUUAACGUGUUGAAGUUUGUUAUUUUAAACUGCAUGUACCGAAUAUUUAGAGCUUCAGUAUCACGCAAUGCGAUACUGUCGUUUAGACAAUUUUACACUCUAUUAACAUAUAGGUAAUGUUCAUAAUAAUUGGUUUAAUUUAGUUUAAUUACUGCGUAAUUCGUCGUGAAUGUGACUGGCCAUGACCACGAAAUGUUUGCUUUCAAUUCCCGGUUCACUAUUGGAUUUCUUUCAUUAUGGAAUUCAUUAAUUUCAUUUGAUUGUUUGCAUAUGGCACUAAAUUAGACAAUUCGUUAGUUUUUCGUCUGUUAAAUCUAAACCAUCAGAGACGAAUAGGUGUUAUUAUAAUAAUAUACUUACUAUUAAAUAAUUUCACAUAUAAUAAUUAUAAUACAAAUCAGUGUGCAACCUAGCAUUAGUAACUUAUAUAAUUUAUUAAUAUAUUUAUAAGAUAUGAAACCUCCUUGUAAUAUUAAGCAGGGUAAAAAUUAUGGUUGUAUGAGGAACAGAAUAGUUACCAAUAUAUCCUGACAUCUCAUUACAUGGGACCACUGUACAUAGCAAGGUCAGUUGUGACUGGACUACUAACACGACUACUUCAUAUAUUUUUACAUAAGGUUUUGUCAGCCAUACAGCCCGUGAUUUCUUACCCUGCAAUGGACAACGCGUGAUUUUUAUAUACCUAUAUAUAUAUAAAUAUUCAUGUUAUAUAUUUUCCGCCUGUUUACUUUAUGUAGCUUGUAAUAGUACAAUAAAAAUAUUAAUUAUUA